Molecule: messenger RNA, 1083 nt
Organism: Lactuca virosa
Lineage: Eukaryota; Viridiplantae; Streptophyta; Magnoliopsida; Asterales; Asteraceae
Source: the annotation of a GenBank genome assembly
AUAGACGUGUAAUCAUCAGGUCAACCCAAUCACUCCAUUUAUACCUCCUUCUACUUCCACAUACCACCACAAAAAUCAUCGUUUAUACCUCUUCUCCAAAUCCCAGAUAUCUAUCACAACAUUCACCAACAUGUCGAACAACAUGAGUGCCGGACAAGCCUAUGGCCAUGCUGAGGCUAAAGCCGAAAAUAUAGCCGGUGCAGCCAAGGACACCGCCAACAAAGCCCAGGACAAGGCUGCUGAUGCCGCCAAUGAGGCCGGCGGUCAGGCUCAGCUCCGCAAGGAAGAGGUCUCUAGCAUCCUCCAGCAGACCGGAGAGCAGGUGGCCAACAUGGCUCAAGGUGCUUAUGAUGGUGUCAAGAACACACUUGGCGUCGGUGAAACCCAGCAGAAGAAGUGAAGGGUCAAACUUAAUUUGUUUGACAUUGCUUCACAAUAAAUGUCUUUUAACAUAACCAAAAUGCGUUUCUUUUUGUUUUCUAGGGUUUGAAUAACAUGUAUAGAUUCAUAGUUUCAAUCAAAACAACAAUGUAUAUAUUACAAUAAAAGAAUGAAAUUUACAUUCAAAAUAAAAAACAAUGUGUCUAAGCCAUCAUCUUCUUAAACUCUUGGAAAUCAAGAAAACCAUCAGAGUUGGCAUCAUAUGCUUUGAUCAUACUUUUCACAUCCAUAUCGCCCUUGUCGUCCCAUAAUCCCAAGCUUGAUAACGCCUCCUGGAGCUCUUCAUCACAGAUGAGUCCAUCACGGUUCUUAUCAAACACCUCAAAAGCCUUGAAAAGAUCACUCUCUGGAUCUUUCUCGGUGUCCUUUCCUUCUAUUGUGAUUGUAUAGAAGUCCAAAAACUCGGGAAAACUAAGACCCAUUUUCCCAGUUAAGGAUUGUAGCUCGUCGACACUUGAAGAGAUUUUCAUGGUGUCAAGAAGCCAUUGGAGCUCGUUGGGGCUCACAAGGUCAUCUCCAUUUUGGUCUAAUUUCUUGAACAGACGGUAUAGAUCGUUGUAGCUAAGAGAAGACAUUGUAGAAAGGCAAAUAUAUAGAAGAGAUUAUAUAUGAUGAGAAUCACUUGUGAUAGAAAGAUAUAUA